Molecule: messenger RNA, 1504 nt
Organism: Caenorhabditis auriculariae
Lineage: Eukaryota; Metazoa; Nematoda; Chromadorea; Rhabditida; Rhabditidae
Source: the annotation of a GenBank genome assembly
AUGAACACGUUUGAAAUGUUCUUUCCAGGACACACAAACGCGCUUCCCGUGAUUCAUUUCGUCGGUGACACGGUAUCGGAAAAAAUAAAUACUCCAAAAAUGAUCAAAAAUCUUGAGGUUCACCUAUCUUGUCACAACCCAUCCGGGUCGGCCCAUGAGGCGACUUGGGACCGUUCCGGAGGUCUUCCAAACGGACAUCAUGUUGAUCACGGAGUACUGGUCCUUCCGGCCGUCCAUAAACAGGAUGAAGGAGUGUUCGUUUUUUUUUUUUGAACAUGGCUUUUUUUCAGAAAAAUGCCUUGAAAAGCACUAACUUUAGUUUUCCAGAAUCUUAACAUUUGUUUGAUAAAUUCAAACUUUUUCUUGCCCAAAAAUUGUCUCGCUUCGGUUUGAGAAGCGUGAAUAAUUCUAGUACACAGCAAAAUAGCGAGGUUUUUUUUUUCCGGAAAAGGGGCAAUUUAUACCGAAAAAAAAAUUAAACACGUUGAAAACACUACAAUAAAGAUCUUUUCAGCUUCAGGAUUUGAUUUUUUUUUUCAAUUAAAAAAAAAGUGAGGAACUCAAAACUGUUGAAAAUUUGAUAGAAAAAAAUUUGGUUGCGCGCGAUUAGGGGCGGAGCUUGAUUUAACACUCUUAAACUGAACAUACUAUAUGAAAAUUAUUUUGACGAAAUUCGUUAAAAAAAAAUCAAUUAUUUAGAUACAACUGUGUCGUCGCCGGCGAAGAAAAGCAGCAACACAUUUCGGAAGUCGACUUGCAAGUUGACGGUAACCGACUGUAUGGAAAGGAGAAAUAUGUUUUCUUCAAGAUUUCGUCCCCGACUUCCAUGGCGUAGAACCCAUCGAAUUCGCCCCUUUGACUGAUGAUCAACUACGCCAACUUGACGUCGUCGUCACCUUGAACACGACGGCCGACCAGGGUAACAACUUGUUGAUUCGACUGAGGCUAUUUCCAGUUUUUGGCUUUCAUAAUAGUUAUCUAAGGGUUCAGAAUUUUCUAGUGAAAUCACUUCGUUUUAACUAAAUCAGAUCCAUACAAGCUCUGACUCGAAAAAAUAACAUAUAACUUAUGCACCACGACUUGGAAUUUCACCAAACGACAUUCCGCUGUGCCGCUGCGCGCCUUUGCGAACCUUGGUCGCGCUUUUAAUUUUUUUUUUUCUUUUAAUAAAGUACUCUACUUUCCUGUGCUCCCGCAGCAAUAACAAUCAGUUGAAAGCGUGACCUAGAUUCGAAAGACGCUUCGCGAACGCGCGCAGCGGAACAGCGGAAUGUCGUUCCGUGAAGUUUCAAGUCGUGGCACACAGGCUAUAAAACAAUUUAAAAGUGGGGCUCUUAAGGAAUUUUGACGAUUAUUCAGUUAUUCAGGUAUACUGUUCUCCACGCAAAGGGAGAACGAAAACGGCCAGCCGAUCGUCCUUCACGAGGCACGGAUCCGCGAAGGCGUCGUCCGCUACGAGUACGACGUCGGCUACGGGCGAGGUAAGCAUUUAUUGGGCCGUUGA